This is a messenger RNA of Nanorana parkeri, 1084 nucleotides long. It is a transcript of the gene RELL2, whose product is annotated as RELT like 2. The coding region runs from base 146 to 1084 and encodes 312 amino acids. The record is from RefSeq and is a predicted model, not a curated record. NCBI's taxonomy places the organism in Eukaryota, Metazoa, Chordata, Amphibia, Anura, Dicroglossidae. The transcript has 6 exons. Gene Ontology annotation, biological process: positive regulation of p38MAPK cascade; positive regulation of cell-substrate adhesion.
CCCUUCUGGAGAGAUGGGAAUUGCUACAGAGUUUGUACAGAAUCUCCCUAAAACUGGUCCUUGGAACUGUGGAUAAGGAUGGGUUGCUAGGAGACAGCUGGAAAAAAAAGAGAACCAUCUUCCGUGCACAGGUAUACAGAUCAACAUGGUAGAACAUCAGACAGUGGAUGAGAGACCAAAUGAACAGCAGAGCCCGUACAUGCUCUUCCUGCUGGUUGUAGUCUUCUUCAUUACAGGACUUGUCGGCAUUCUGAUCUGUCAUAUCCUGAAGAAGAAAGGCUAUCGAUGUCGGACAUCACCUGAGGAGCUGGACCCUGAGAUGAAGGACUGUUUGAGUAGAGAACAGGAAAUCACAGAUGAGAUCUCGAAUGAAGACACUGUUGAACGUAUAGUCAAGUGCAUUAUACAGAAUGAAGCAAAUGCAGAAGCACUUAAACAGAUGCUGGGGGACACAGAAGGAGAGGUGCCCAUCAUCCCCAAUCUUUGUCCACACCGUGAGAGCCAGGACGCUGGUCCUUCCCACCAUCAUACGGUUCACGGUUCAUCACAGGCUCCCUGCAUUCACUGUACUCGUAAGAAAAGGAACCUGCUGCACCGCAUGGGUCGCUCAAAGGACAGCAAGGGGAAGGUGCAUCCUGGGGAGGUCACAGUAUUCUCUGUUGGAAGAUUCAGGGUUACCCACAUUGGAAAGAAAUCAAGUAUUCAUUUAUCACUGGAUGACCCCAACAUUGGCAGUGAGCCCGAUUCAUCUGAGAAGGUUGAGGCGCAACAAACUACAAAGUCAAUAAAUGGUGUCGAUAGUCACAGGGCCUCAGUAGGCCUGUCUCAGAAUGGACCAGAAUCAGUGGGGUUAACAAAGCUGGAAAGCCAAAAAGAUACAGAGACCAGACUGGAUCAAAAGAAUGGGGUUAAGGGUUUACAGAAAAAACCCGGGAGAAUCUUGACAAAAAACAAAGGAUUCAAAGACAGACGGAACAGUGCACCAGAGCAGACAGUAGUACAGCGAGAAAGGGUAGAUAUACUUUCGCUUCAAGGAAGUGAACAAAGGAAAGAAACAACAGAAUCAGCAGAAAAGCAGGUAUAG